AUACACGCAGAACAAAUGAUUGGCACUGAGGACAUGUCCACAUCGACUGGCAUGGAUAUAAGUGAAUCCUUUCGUGCCGAGGAUCUCUCAAAGACGGAUUUCUUCGAUUUUGUCACAGCGCCGGAUAUGGGCAUUGGCAUUGGCGUUGGCGUCGAUGUGGGCGUUAGCCUGCAGCAACAACACCACCAGCACCAGCAGCAGCAGCAGCAGCAACAACAUCACAGUCACAGCCAUAGCCAAGGUCAUCUGCCAACGACAUCACAAACGCCACAGCAGGCGAUCUGCGGCGGCGGCGCGAGAACCACCAGCAGCAUGACACACGACAUUGGCGAGGGCGGCGGCGGUGGCGCUGGCAUUGUCCCAGUAAGCAAUCGUAAUGGCAGCAGCAGCAAUGGCGGCGAUCCCACGUUACAAGGCUACGAGUUUUGGCAUCAGGACAAGGAUAGCAGCCGCCUGGACUCGAGCUCGAUUUUCGAGGACCUCGAUCGCUACUGCUGGCAGCAGCAGCCGAUCACAGCCAGCGCCACGACCACUAUCAAUGCCAGCAACGUGCGCUGCAGUAACCAGCCAAGUCCCACAUCUCCGCAAUCGCAUCCACAUACACAUCCACAUCCACAUCAGCAACAGCAGCAGCACCAACAGCAACAGCAGCAGCAACAGCAACAGCAGCCAAAUGCGAGCAGCUCGUCGAGCGCUGCUGGCAGCAGCAGCGAUACCAUCAGCAGCCUGGACACAACUGACGGCCAGAUCUACACUUUGACAGUAUUAAAUGGCGGCGAGCCCUGGCUGAAGCGUGCCGAAGCGGAGCAACUGCCCAGCGCGCUGGACUUGGACAGCUUGCUGGGCAGUUUUCCGGGCUACAUCAAGUCGGAGUAUCCGUACGAUGAUAGCGGAUUCAGCACGGAUGGCAAGGAUGCGAUUGUCAAUGGAGCGGAUGCCAAUGGCCUCAGCAGUAUUUCCCAGUCCCAGUUGCAGGGACAGACACUACCCUCGCUGGUCACGGCCAUUUCCAUAGCAGGCGGCGGUGUCAACGAGCUGGGCCACCAGCUAGCCCAGUUCCAGAACAACAACAACGACUGGCACAUGGCCGAUCACAAUGCGGAGGCGGAACAAAACACGGCGGAGUCUCUGUUGCGCAGUGCACUGCAGGGCAAGGGCUACGCCAAGGGGCUGCACAUGCAAAACGGUCUGGCUCUGCCCGUGGUGAAGGACGAAGAGAUGCGUAGGCUACUCUUCACGCCAGACGAUGCUGCCGAUGCCUUGGGCUUUGCGGACUCCACGCUCGGCACGGCGCAAAUGUUCGACGAUGCCCAGGCGAUGGGUCAUGCAGGCGCUGGCGCGCACAUACCUGGAUCGAAUCACGGCCAGCAUAGCGGCAAUGCUAGCAGCAUCAUUGUCGACGAUAUGUUCCUGUCGCUGGAGAAUGCGUUCAGCGACGACUUCGAGAAGAUCAAGCGCAUAGCCAAUGAGGUGCAGCAGUUCUGCAGCGCCAGCCAGGGCGCCCCUACGCCCGGCGACUACGCCAGCAGCGACGUGCUUAUGCAGCUGUCGCCGAGCGGCGCAACAGCAAACACACCACCGCCCCCGCCCCCGCAGCCACUCAAGCCCGAGGUGUCCACAUCGACAGCAGCCGCUGCUGUGGGCACAACUAUGCAUGGCGGUCGCCUGGGUGGCAUCAGCAAGCCCAAGAAGCAGUACAAGCGCAACAACAGCAGCACCAACAACAACAACAAUCCAAAUGUGGCCAACAAUAAUAACAGCAACACCAACAACAACAACAGCAACAGCAACAAAAAUGUACUGGGCGUGGUCAUAGGCAACGGCGGCAGCUCCUCGUCGAGCGGCAGUGCCAGCAGCAGCAGCAACAGUCCGCCAGCUAACUGCAAUGCCAGCGGCAGCAACUCGGGCAGCAGCAACGGCGGCGGUGGCAGCCAGCGCAAGGAGCGCUCGCUGCACUACUGCUCCAUCUGCUCGAAGGGCUUCAAGGACAAGUACUCGGUGAAUGUGCACAUACGCACGCACACGGGCGAAAAGCCAUUUGCAUGCUCGCUGUGCGGCAAGAGCUUUCGGCAGAAGGCCCACCUGGCCAAGCACUAUCAGACCCACAUGACCCAAAAGAACAAUGGCAAUCUGAUCAAAGGCAGCUCCAGCAAGCAUCAGCGCGCGGUCUCCGCAGCUGGCAACGCGGGCGCAGCCAACAGUCUUGGCCAACAGCGACAGCUGAGCGCCGUGGCCACCGCGGUGGCCAGUCCCAGUUUAAUGAGUGCCGGCGUCGUGCUGAGCGGCCCAAAUACGCCGCCCGGCGUCUUACCGCCAGCUAAUGGUCUCUUGGCAAACAGGUAGUAGAGCCGACCUUGGCUAUAUACAUACACAUAUAUAUAGGCUAUGUUCCACAAAAAUAAAAACACAAACAGCAAACUAUUUCUUGUUCCUUACUAACAACAAAAUGAAUUAUAAAAAAACUAAGCUAACUAUUUGAAUACUCUUGGGAAAGUGUUGAAUGUCAUUGAUGAAUUCCUAUCUCAGCUUUCUGUGCAAUUCCUAUAUCACAAAUGCAUCAAGACACACUAAAUGCACUUUCAAAUAAAAUACUC
Molecule: messenger RNA, 2594 nt
Organism: Drosophila hydei
Lineage: Eukaryota; Metazoa; Arthropoda; Insecta; Diptera; Drosophilidae
Exons: 3
Coding region: 16-2343 (775 amino acids)
Cellular component (GO): nucleus
Source: RefSeq, a predicted model, not a curated record